UCUGCACAAAUGCUUCCCGUAGUGCACUGCAGCCCUGCCACACGGCUGGUGGUGCUGCUGCACCCUUUUCUCAGUCAUGGGGCAUCACGAUGGGGCACGGGGUGCCCCUCCCCUCUGAGCAGAUGCCAAGGGCCAGUGGCCAUGGGUGAGGCGAGUGAGAGGCCUUGGUAGGUGUGGAUGGCUCCUGUUUGCUGAAGGUGGCAUGGCAGGGGAGCUCAGAUUGGCACUGCGGCCGGGGGGGGUUGCAACACAGAGGCUGCAAGGGGGACUUUGACUGGUCAUGAGGGCCAUGGUGCUGUCGCAACCAUGGGCAGUGCAUGCACUCAGCGCCGGUGCACACGGCAGCAGGUGGGCCCCACAGCAGGGCUGUGGUACUGACACUCACCUGCCUGGGAUUGCUGGUGAAUAGCAAGGAAGAUGGCUUCAGAACCCCAUUCCUCCAAAGUGAAGAUGAGGGAAGGAUGCUGAGGGGGGGAGUUCUCUGAGGGGAGGGGCAAAGUUGGGAAUUGAAAGGAGAGGUUUCAAGUCAGUGCAGGGGGGAGAGAGCUGUUCAGGAGCAGUUCCCUUGGAGCAGGUCAGGGGAGGAGGUUAGCUCUCAGCACAAUGUGAGGACUGUGCCCAGGAAGGCAAUUCCAGAAUGAGUCUGUGUUGUGUAAACUCUGUUAAACAGUCUGUUUUCUGCACUGUACACUGUACCUUCCUCGGGUCUUGUUGUCUCCAUAGCUCUUACUGAUCACUAGGCACCUUGGUAGCCCUCCCUUGAGUCUCAAGUGCAUUGCUACCUUGAGCUACAUUGCUACUGUUGAGCCUUUCUUGUCUUGCAAUUCCAGCUUAAGGUGUGGAUCUGUCUGGUGUUUAUCAUGUUGUAGAUGUUUCUGAGCAGUCAUCUCUCACAUCUCUCAUCAUCUCUCACAGUGAUGGCAAGAGAGUGAUUCAUUUCCACUUCUGCGAGUUCUCUUUUGACAGAGCUGUCUCCAGGGAUUGCAUCCUCAUGUCCAUAACAGUCUUUUGUCUUUGGCUUCUUGCUCAUCCAUCAUUCUUCUUUUGAUGGCUCUUAUCCACAUCUCUACUGAUGGCUGCAGCACUCACCACUUUCAGGGCCACUGUAGAGCACCUACACUGUCAUGGCACUGUUGGAUGGACCUCUCUGCUGAAUCAUAUUUUGGGGACAAAAGUUCUUGUGUAGAAAAUGCUAAUACAUUGAAUCUCACGAGUUCUUCUUCUAUGCGAGGCCUGAAUAGCACAUGUAUAGGAAAAACACCUCUCUCUUCUGGUAGAUCUGGUUGCAGAAGCCAUACUCCUCUUAUGGGAUAUUCAGUUACAUCCUCAUCUGCAGUUUCUGCUCAUACUGUUGCAUUGGUUAUUGUAGCUGUAGUAGAAGGAAGAGGCCUUGCCAGAGGUGAAGUAGGAAUGGCCAGUAUAGAUUUAAAAAAUCCUGAGAUUAUACUAUCACAGUUUGCAGACAAUACAACUUAUGCCAAGGUUAUUACUAAACUCAAGAUUUUAACACCACUAGAAAUAAUAAUGUCAAACACUGCAUGUGAUGCAGGGAAUACAACCAAAUUGUUCAGUCUCAUAACGGAGCAUUUCAAGAAUGUGACUUUUACAACUGUCCAGAGAAAAUACUUCAAUGAAACAAAGGGUUUGGAGUACAUAGAACAAUUGUGUGCAUCUGAAUUUAGCACCAUUUUCAUGGAAGUCCAAUCAAAGUAUUACUGUCUUGCAGCUGCUGCAGCUUUGCUAAAAUAUGUUGAAUUUAUUCAAAACGCCGUUUAUGCUCCUAAAUCACUCAAGGUGCGUUUCCAGGGGAGUGAGAAAACAGCUAUGAUAGAUUCAUCAUCAGCACAAAAUCUUGAACUAGUGAUUAAUAACAGAGAUUCUCGGAAUGGUCACACACUUCUUGGUGUUCUAAAUUAUACUAAAACUCCCGGUGGAAGUCGAAGACUUAGAUCCAAUAUCCUGGAACCUCUAGUUGAUGCUGAAACAAUUAACACAAGACUGGACUGUGUUCAGGAAUUACUCCAGGAUGAGGAGCUCUUUUUUGGUCUUCAAGCAGUUAUCUCAAAGUUCCUGGAUACAGAACAACUACUUUCAGUUUUGGUACAGAUUCCAAAGCAGGAUACAGUUAAAACUGCUGAAUCAAAAAUAACUAAUUUAAUCUACCUGAAGCAUACUUUAGAACUCGUGGAGCCGCUGAAAGCUGCUAUAAGAAGCUGUAACGCACAGCUACUAAAGGCUUAUUACAAUUCUCUUGAAGAUACAAGAUUUGGAAUUAUACUUGAAAAGAUUACAACUGUAAUUAAUGAUGAUACAAGAUACACAAAAGGAUGUCUAAGUAUGAGGACCCAGAAGUGCUACGCUGUUAAGCCUAACAUCAAUGAAUUCCUUGACAUAGCUCGCAGAACAUACACAGAAAUUGUUGAUGACAUAGCAGGUAUGAUAGCACAACUUGCAGAAAAGUACAGCCUACCAAUGAAAACGAGUUUCAGCUCCGCUCGUGGAUUUUUUAUCCAGAUGAAUGCUGAUUGUUCAACAUUACCUAAUGGCCAGCUUCCUUCAGAAUUUACAAAGAUCACGAAAAUGAAAAACACAUAUAGCUUCACUUCAGCAGAUUUAAUAAAAAUGAAUGAAAGAUGUCAGGAGUCCCUGAGAGAAAUAUAUCACAUGACCUACUUAAUAGUGUGUAAACUACUGAAUGAGAUUUAUGAACACAUUCAUUGCCUAUACAAGCUGUCCGACAUUGUGUCUAUGCUGGAUAUGCUGCUUUCAUUUGCCCACGCCUGCACUCUUUCUGAUUAUGUUCGUCCGGAAUUUACCGAUACUUUAGCAAUCAAGCAGGGCUGGCAUCCCAUUCUUGAAAAGAUAGCUAUGGAAAAACCUGUGUCUAACAACACAUACCUGACAGAGGGAAACAAUUUUGUCAUUAUUACGGGACCAAAUAUGAGUGGAAAAUCAACAUACCUGAAACAGAUUGCUCUCUGUCAAAUUAUGGCUCAGAUUGGUUCUUAUGUCCCAGCAGAGUAUUGUUCAUUUCGAAUCGCAGAGCAGAUUUUUACCAGAAUAGGUAUGGAUGAUGAUAUUGAAACAAAUGCAUCAACAUUCAUGAAGGAAAUGAAAGAGAUAACGUACAUCCUACAAAACGCUAAUGAUAAAUCACUCAUCAUUAUUGAUGAACUUGGCAGAGGUACCAGUGCUGAAGAAGGUAUUGGCAUUUGUUAUGCUGCCUGUGAAUAUCUGUUGAACUUAAAGGCAUUUACACUGUUUGCUACACAUUUCCUGGAACUAUGUCAUAUAGACGCUUUAUAUCCCAACGUCGAAAACUACCAUUUUGAAGUGCAACAUGUGAGAAGUAGUGCUGGAAAUAAGGAGAAAAUUGCUUACACUUACACACUUUCUAAAGGAUACACAGAGGAAAAGAACUACGGACUAAAAGCUGCAGAAGUGUCCUCCCUACCAUCAUCCAUAAUUUUGGAUGCAAAGGAAAUCACAAAUCACAUUGCAAAACAAAUUUUGCACGGGCAGAAAAGCACUCCUGAGUUGAUGAAACAGAGAGCUGCAUACCAGUUAGCAAUGAGACUGGUUCAGACUGCCAGAAAUUCUCGACUGGACCCUGAGAGUUUGCGAGUAUAUUUGAAAGCCCUGAAGAGAAAGUAUGAAGCCAGUUUUUCCACACCCGGAAAAAAUGAUGAGCAUCAGUAAUGUGUAACCUAGGCUGUUGUUCCAGUUUUUAUGACUGCAAGAUUGUUCUGUUUUUUUCCCACAGUAUUAGUAGUGUCUUUUCACAUGGUGUUAUAAUUUUAAUUCUUACCCUAAGCUAAACUUAGUAAUGGAAGACCAUAUCCUUUAUGGGUUCCCCCCCUCCCCCAACAUACCUGGAAUAAAAGCAUUUGCCUUCUGUGAGGUACACAA
Molecule: messenger RNA, 3909 nt
Organism: Parus major (Great Tit)
Lineage: Eukaryota; Metazoa; Chordata; Aves; Passeriformes; Paridae
Gene: MSH4
Product: mutS homolog 4
Exons: 20
Coding region: 1048-3699 (883 amino acids)
Biological process (GO): mismatch repair; reciprocal meiotic recombination
Cellular component (GO): nucleus
Molecular function (GO): ATP binding; mismatched DNA binding; ATP-dependent DNA damage sensor activity
Source: RefSeq, a predicted model, not a curated record